ACGUCUCUCUUCUCUCUCUCUCUCUCUCUCUCUCUCUCUCUCCCUCCCUCCCUCUCUCCCUAGUUACGAAAAAUCUCAGCUUUUUUGUCGUCGCCGUCCUCUCAGUUCCAGUGGAAGAACCGAAACCCUAGUUCCUUGAAUCUUCGAUGAGAAAGAAUCCCAACUUUCUUUGUUUCUGGAUCGGAUCCUCUAUAACCCUAAUCGCCUGGAUUUCAGCUGGAAACUAUCCCGGUUUCCACCUCCUUCUACUGUUUCUCCGUUAUACUUGAGGUGUUAUUCUUCGACUUGGAAUCCAAGAAUUUCCAUCCAUAAACCUCAAAAGCUCGCUUUUUUCUUUUAUAUAUAUAUAUACCUGAUUCCAGUCUAAAUUAAACCAUAUGAUAAUCUUCUCAGCUCCUAUUCGCGUAUAGAAUUAUACUCUGAGGACCAGAAUUCGAUCAAGCCUUCAUUCGUUUUCUCUCGAGACAGGCUCGGAAACCCUAGACUUUGAUCAGGGGAUUGAUAAAUAGAUUCGAAUUUAGCAUAAAGUUUGGAUCUUGAUCGAUGGCGGAUUCGGACAACGAGUCGGGAGGGCAGAACAACAGCAAUGCGGCGGGGAACAGCGAGUUCUCGUCGCCCAGGGAGCAGGAUCGCUUCCUGCCGAUCGCGAACGUGAGCCGGAUCAUGAAGAAGGCCCUCCCGGCGAACGCCAAGAUCUCCAAGGACGCCAAGGAGACGGUCCAGGAGUGCGUCUCCGAGUUCAUCAGCUUCAUCACCGGCGAGGCCUCCGACAAGUGCCAGCGGGAGAAGCGCAAGACCAUCAACGGCGACGACCUCCUCUGGGCCAUGACCACCCUCGGCUUCGAGGAGUACGUCGAACCCCUCAAGGUCUACCUCCACAAGUUCCGGGAGAUGGAAGGCGAGAAGGGCAGCACCUCGUCGUCCCAAUCCCAGCACAAGGAAGGAGGUAGCGGCGGCGCUAUCGGUAACAGCGGCGGCGGCGGUGUCGGAAUGUAUGGUGGUGGUGGUGGUGGAGGGAUGAUGAUGAUGGGGCAGCAGAUGUAUGGCUCGCCGCCGUCGUAUCACCAUCAGAUGCCAUUGGGUGGGAAAGGCAGUAUGGGGAGUGGUGGUGGUGGGAGUUCUACCUCUUCUUCAGCUGGGCUUGGAAGGCACGGCAGGGUAUGAUGUCCACUGUGCUGGUAUAGUUCAUGUUAGUGCUUUUGUUGUCUUAGUAUUGCUUGGAUUUUUGUUACUUGUCACAGUUUGGGUUCUCUAAGUCAGAGUUACACUUAGGUGAUUUUCUCACAGAAACAUUGGAAUGAGAUGUGUAACAUAGUGUAGUCCUUUGGAUGAUGGGGUUGGUCUGAUCUCUGAAUUCUCUGAAUGGGGAGUGAAAGGGGAUAUAUUGUAUAAUACUGCGAAUUUAUGAUGAUGAAUGGAACUUACUUCUGUUGCCAAA
Elaeis guineensis (African oil palm) is the source of this 1438-nucleotide messenger RNA. RefSeq names its product nuclear transcription factor Y subunit B-3. The record is from RefSeq and is a predicted model, not a curated record. NCBI's taxonomy places the organism in Eukaryota, Viridiplantae, Streptophyta, Magnoliopsida, Arecales, Arecaceae. Gene Ontology annotation, biological process: regulation of transcription by RNA polymerase II. Gene Ontology annotation, cellular component: CCAAT-binding factor complex; nucleus. Gene Ontology annotation, molecular function: DNA-binding transcription activator activity, RNA polymerase II-specific; protein heterodimerization activity; RNA polymerase II cis-regulatory region sequence-specific DNA binding.